Messenger RNA from Rotaria sordida, 1437 nucleotides. The record is from the annotation of a GenBank genome assembly. Lineage: Eukaryota; Metazoa; Rotifera; Eurotatoria; Philodinida; Philodinidae.
AUGGCACAUUGUCAAAUUACAACAAUAACACCAAAUUUGCUUUACAAUUGUUCAUUUUUAAGUAAUAUAUAUUUGUCAAACGCGGCAGUUUUUGAUCAAUUUCAAUUUAAUAAUUAUACAUCAAUUAAACUUACAGCUAAUUACGCUUUUAUAUCAUCAUCAUUAUUAUUAUCAACAUUUGAACUUGGUCUUAUUUAUCAAUUUUCAACAACAAACUAUCUUGUACCAUUUCCUGUUAUAUUUAAUUGUGCAUCGAUUGUUCAUUCUUGUCAAUUAAAAACAAUGAAAGAUACAACAAUGAUAACACAUGAUUCUGAACCUAUACGUGUACAAUUAACAUCAUUUAACUAUAUGUCAAUAACAAGACAAGUUCAAUUUAAUCAAAUGGGUUUAUAUUUAAAACAAGGACGAUAUCAAUUAAGUAAUUGUUCAUUAAAUGAUGGACAACAAAUGACAGAUCCAAAGACAAUAUUUUAUAUUCAAAUACAAUAUGAAAAAUCUAUUGGUAGUUCAUGUGAUUCCAUGAAUGAUAUAUGUGGUUCAUCGUCUUUAACAACUUGUACUUCAUCAACAUGUACUUGUCAUGUAUCAUCAAGUGCUCUUGUAUCUUAUUCUGAUUCAUUCUAUUGUGCUGAUAUGAUAAAUAGUUCGAAUUGUAAAAUAUUUCCAUCACGUUGUAUAACAUGGUGUAAUGGAACAAAAAAUUAUUUAUGUAUUUGUCCAAUAGGUACAUUAAAAUUUCAACGAAAUAAUAUUUUCGUUUGUGAAUUACCUAUUAAUUCAAAUAAUUGUUCGAUUAAUGAUAAUGAUAUACCUCGUUGUUCAUAUGAACAAUGUUGUAUAAAUGGAAAAUGUAUUGAUUGUUCAAUGACAUCAACAACAUCAAAAUCAAUUAGAACAAAUGUUUCAUUAGAUGAACGUCUUCGUAUAGCUGUUGGCGUUAUAGCUGGUCUACUUGGCACAUCAAUAAUUAUUCUUUUAAUCACGUUAUGUUGGUUACGUCAAAGACAAAAACGACGUCGACAAACAACUAAAAAAUCACGCACACCAUCAUCAAAUUUAUCAACAUCAUCACUUUAUAUUUCACCAAAUCAACGACAAGAUACAUUUCCAUCAUCAUUAUCAACAAUGUAUCAAUUAGGAUAUAAUGAUGAAAAUAAAAAUAAAAUAUUUAAUCGAACCGAUUCAUUUCGUCAAGCUGUUUUAUCCGGUAAUCGAAAAAAACAAAUAAUUGAACGUGUAUCAACAAAACGUGAUAGUUUUACAUAUGAAAAAGAUGGAUGGUCAUCACCAACAUUUAGUACAUUAGAAUUUAUUAUUCCAUCAAAUAAUAAUAAUAAUAAUAAUAAUAAUCAAAAUCAAUCAUUUGAAUUAGAUAAACAAAAUAAUAAUAUUUAUCAUAUUAUUAUGCCAUCAAAUCAUACUCAUGCUGUGUAA